AUGCUGCGGCUGCAAAGUGCUGCUCGGGCUUCCCUGUGCCUCUGCGGCCGGCAAACGCAAAAGCUGAGUAGUGUCCUUUGGUCGAGGCCUUUCAGCGUCAGCAAUGAGUCGGACGUGUCGAUGCAGCAAAAGGUCCUUUUCACGGCGAAGAAGCCAGAAAAACCGGCCGAAGACACGAAGAAGGCCAUCAGACAUGCCACAAUGCUGAUGGCUGGCGGCAUGGGCUCAGCAUUCAUGGGAAUGGCACCAUUCGCCAGUCCCAAUUUCUUCAUGAUAGGUUUACUGGCGGCCAUGGUCCAAGUGCACUUCGGCUAUGGGUACAUGCAGCGGAUAUACUGGACACAGAGGAGGCGAUACGUUCUGAAGAUGGAGAGAACGGAGGAUGCCAGUGGUGUCGUCACAGUCACGGUGAACUGCGAUGCCGGCGUCACACGAAAAUUGAAGCUGACCGAUGAGGCCCCGCCUGGCUCAGAACCUUCUUUGAAGGAUAUCAUAGAGAAGGGCGGCACCUUCAUGUUCAUAGACAAGAAGGCAGGCGAAAUCCACGAUCCAGAGAUGCUGGACACACUCCUCCAGUCUGACCGCGGCAUUCGAGAGGAAGAGGUGACAGCAGAGCCUGUGAUGGAGGAGACGAAGGAGCAGUCGCUCAGGAUCGUCCAGCAGUUCAAGGACUUAACUCGAGAGCACCUUGACAAGAUCCCGGAGCAGGACAACAAGUCUUCACCACAGGAGGGCCUGCGCCAGCUGGAGAGGACGGCGCAAAUUGUCGGUUCUGGCUGCAUGGUCGGUGGGCUGCUGAUCUGGGCGCUGGGCGAUUGGAGUGCGCAAGCUGCCAUCCGAGCGGCUUCAGAAAACUACAAACCUCAAGCAACGUUGUCACCAGAGGGGUCGGAUCCUCCACAGAUGCACGGUCAAAACAACACGCGCGUGUACAAACGCCUCUCUUGGAGUCGCAACUUCAUAGUCCCACUGUUGGAAUUUAUGCACUUUGACAGCGUUAUGAAGAUGUGGCUCCGGAGAGAGAUAGAGCGAGAGCGGGAGAAGGUGUGUGAUCAGCCUCUGAAAGAAACGGGGCAUUGGAUUGGCACGUCAGUGAGAAAAGGCGCGGCUUCCAAUUCCGCGAACUGGGCUCCGGCCUUGGGUGUUGCGGCUGCUGCGACGGCGGUGGCCGCCAACCGGCGCCAAAGCAGGCUUGGCCGCCGAGCAGUUGGUGAGCGAAGUGAGGCUGCCCGCCAGCCGAAGACUAGCAGGUCCGCAGUCACUGAGAAGCUGGUGACAAGUAUCGAUCCUUCCGCAGGCCCACAGGGCACGUAUCAGGUGGGCAUCGACUUCAAGAACUGGCUGCAGUCUGCUGAGGAGGAGCUGGAGGUGGAUGGUCUGCGUGUCGAGGGCCAUAUCCCCGCGUGGCUCCGCGGUCACUUGGUGCACGCAGGGCCAGCGAAAUUCGAGUUCGGAGACGAUGAGUUCGUGGACUGGGUUGAUGGGCAGGCCAUGCUGUACCGCCUGAAGAUUGGCGGCGACGGCGAUUGCCAGUACAAAAACAGGUGGUUGGACACCUGGAACCAUCGCAUGCAUCGCGAGGCCGGCCGCAUUGCCGUCCGGGAGACCUGCUCCAGGCCAUCUCUCAAGAACUUCUGGGAGCGCUUCAUGUACCUCUUUAGCCCUCCCAACAACGAGAACGGCAACCUCCACAUCUCCCAGAUCGCCGGCUCGCGGUGUGUUUCCAUGUCCGUUGGAUCGGCCUGCCUGGAAUUCGAGUUGGACAAUAUGAACACGCUGGGCAAGGUGCCCUUUGAUGAUGAGUUGGUGGAGGGAGGCCCUCUGAUCUUCCAUGCAGAGCCUCAUGUCGACAAGGACACAGGUGAGUGGGUGACAUGUGCGAUCCAGCUCCGCAUCAGCCCUGAGGACAUGGGCCUCAAGCCGGAGUAUGUCGUCUUCUCCGUGAUGCCGGAUACCUCGAAGACUCCUGGGGCACCGGUUCAGCGCCGCCUGAUUCGUCGAAUCUCCACGGAGUAUCCGUCCCCUGUCCACACCAUCGCCCUGACGAAGAAGUACAUCGUCAUGAUCCAGAUUCCAUACCCGUUGAACUGGGACGGCAUGCUCAAUGCGGAGGCGAGAUGGUUGAUGAAUGGUGUCUACGAAGGCAAUCUCAACGACUACAACACUUGGCAACCAGAGCGCCCGACGACUAUCCGCAUCAUCAACCGCAUCACCGGCGAAGAGACCCAGACCUUCGAGACCGAUCCGUUUUUCUUCUUCCACAUCAUUAACUCUUUUGAGGAAGCCGGUGGACCAUCUGGCGAGGACGAGAUCGUCAACCUCGACGUCGUUUGCUACAAUGAGCCGCCUGUUGGCUUCCCUCUGCGACAGGCGAGAUCUGGUGAUGUCGAGGAUUGGCGAGGUGGUGGUGGAGAGGUCCGACGGUUCGCCAUGAACAUCAGGACAGGAGAGUGCACCUGCACCGGCUGGCCGGACAAUUGCUUCGACGAGCCGAAGAUCAACCCCAAGGUCGAUGGUAUCCGGCACAAGUACAGCUGGGGCGUCAUUGAUGACAACGGCAUGCUUCGCCUGACGAAGCAGGACCACGACAGCCAGGAAGUUUGGAAGUGGGAAGGUCAAGACGUGUCCCGUGAGCUGCCUUGGCAGCCAGUGUUUGUGCCGGAGCCAUACAGCAACGAGGAGGAUGCAGGUGCAAUUCUCAGCUUCGUUCGGGACCAGCCCACCGGUGAUACCUUCUGCGUCGUCCUGGACUCGAAGACCAUGCAGGAGCAGGCUCGCAUCCAUUUUCCUAAAGGUCAUCACGUGCCUCUGCACGGCCACGGGACUUUCAUCUGUGGCGGCGUCUGA
Molecule: messenger RNA, 2847 nt
Organism: Symbiodinium necroappetens
Lineage: Eukaryota; Dinophyceae; Suessiales; Symbiodiniaceae
Source: the annotation of a GenBank genome assembly